AUGGCCGCGUCGGCAAAUGCAGUAUUGUCCAAAGGGGCUCCUCGUCCGCCAUCAUCACAACAACAACAACAACCGCCCGCACAAGACAACUCUCCCGCCGCCUCAUCAACCUCCGCCACGACCACGGCAACCGGCCUGACGACAUCGGUGCCCGCACCCAAGCGUCAACGCGUCUCUCGUGCUUGCGACCAGUGCCGGGCGAUGCGCGAAAAGUGCGAUGGUGCACAGCCGCAGUGCUCCUCGUGUGUCGCCCAGCGCCGCGCCUGCACCUACAAGACCAGCCCCAAAAAACGCGGUGUCCAGACGGGUUACAUCCGCACGCUCGAAUUGACUCUGUCGUCCCUGCUGGACGAGGUGCCGGGAUGCGCUGACGCGUUGGACGGCCUGUUUGGCCGGCGCGGCGGCGACGCUGCACGGCGUCUGUUCAACCCCGAGGCCGGCGCGGCGGGUAACCAGCAGCAGCAGCAACAGGACCUGGAGAGGCACAACCGCCUCCACCGGCGGUGGCACAAGAGCCGCGCACGGCGCGAGAUCGACCGGCUGCUGUCGACGGACGGCUUCAGCGCCACUGUGGCACGGCCCGUGUCCGACGACAGGGCCGGCUCCGACGACGACACCUCCCCAGAGGGCCCAGGGAGAGCUCCCGAUACACUGUCCGGGGAGCCUGCUGCAUCCGCCAUAGCAUGGUCCCCGUCUGAAAACACCAUCCCCUCACCGCGGUCCGGCACAGGUGGCCACACCGACGACGUACACUGCAACUCUCGUGUACCACUCCCACCGAACCACUGGCAACUUCUGGACGUGUACUUUUCCUACACCCACUGCUGGUUCCCCAUCCUCGAGCGCCAGGACCUGCUCAAGGCCGUCUACCAGUACGAGCGCGAGCUGGGUGAGCCAGCGUCGGCGCCGACUGCAUCAGCCACUCCGUCGUCUCCGUCGGCCGCCACUGCCGAGCUCUGGAGCGUCCUGGCCCUUGCCUCUUUUCAGAAUGCGGCGUCGCGAAGUCGACAACAGGCCGAUCCAAACACAGCAACACCAACAGCAACGUCAACAGCCACACCUUCCACAAUACACUGCGACCCGUCGCUCGCAUGGCCGCCACAUCGUAUCUACAACGUCGCCCGCCAAAUGAUCCCGCUCGACGACGGACCCUUUGAGAUCCCCCAUGCGCGCGCUCUCUUGCUGCUGGCCCUGAUCAACGUCGGCCGACGCCGGCAUACAGCCGCACGCGUGCUUGUGGCCCUGUCACGACAGAUUGUGCAGGACGCCGACUGCCUAUCCCGAGUCGGCGAGAAUAGCCCCAUGGCCAUCCGUCGACGCAUUGUCGAUGCAGUCACGACUCUGCCAGAAGACGGCCUCGAUGAGUGGCAGCCAUGGGUACCUUGUGCCGGAUUUGGCCUUGAAGACGGCGGGGCCACAUCAGAGCGCAGUCCGGCGUACUCCUUGACGACAUUCAACCAGCUGCAUGAUCUUUUUACCUGUAUGCAGCACCAGCAAACGAACCUCUCCCAGGCACCCUCGCCCUCUGACUACAACGAUGUGGUUGCAGCGACGGCGGCAGGGACGAACGACAACCCCCACGGCGAUGCCCUGGACCGCGUAAUACGACCCGAUGUGCCCUUCUCGGCCUUUGUGCGGUCGACCGACCGAGCAUUUGCCGCCGUCCCGUCGGCCUAUAUCCUCCGCAUCACCUUUAUUUGGAUGCACAUAUUAUUGCCACUAUUCUCCGGCCCCCCCAACGUCAAUGGAAGCAUCGAUUCUGCCCGUGCCCAUCUCUUGGCCGAUGUCCUCGAGCAGUUUGUUGCCCGUUUCGGAUCUGCUGGCGCACCGCCCACGCUGGUGCCGUGUGUCUUGACCGUUGUCGAGCAUCCAUUGUUUCAGCAGCUGCCGUCUCUCCUGCAGCAGCGAUUUUGCGCCUUGAGAGAUGCUUUUGUGGCGGUUUGGCAGCAUACUGCGACAUCGCAACAGCAGUCGCAAAAACAGCUGCCUGCAGUGGCAAAUGCUACCACUCCACGGCCCAGCGCAAUGCUGCGGCAGAAGCUGGCACCUUCGGGACAAGGAAUCCCCGGAGCAACUAUGACCACGGCAAACAAUGCACCUGUUGUUUAUCAAUCUGCGAGCCCUGAAGCUGCAGCUGUGCGUCCGCAGCAUCAGAAGCAUCAGCAUCAGCAGCAACAGCAACCACCAACGGCACGUCAUCAUAGGCUGUCCUUUUUGGAGACAUCCCCGCAAGCAGUGCAGGCACCUCAACAACAGCCGCCGCAGCCACAAGAUGUAAACAUCAACAAUGGAAACGGACCGUCGCCUGCUUUUGGCUUCCCUCCCCUGUCGACCUCGUCACCGACUGCCGUCACUGCUGCUGCUGCUGCUGCUGCUAAUGCCGCUAAUGUCGCCCCGACGUAUCCCAUGACGGGUUCGUCCUACAGUGCGGUUGGCGGACCAGACAAUAUGGCCGUCGAUAACUUUGACGGCGCUUUUCACGGGCCGCCCGGUGCCAGUGGUGGCACGCUCGACUAUGAAGCACUACUAGACGACCUGUCGGCGGUUGACUAUCUGGACCGACUGGACACUGAUAUUGGCUCGCAGUUUAUGGCCAACCUGGGCUUUGCGCCGGGCAUAGACAACAAUUUGGGCGCCAUGAUGGGCGAGUUUGGUGGCUUGUAG
This is a messenger RNA of Sporothrix brasiliensis 5110, 2664 nucleotides long. RefSeq lists its product as uncharacterized. Gene Ontology annotation, molecular function: zinc ion binding; DNA-binding transcription factor activity, RNA polymerase II-specific. The record is from RefSeq and is a predicted model, not a curated record. Lineage: Eukaryota; Fungi; Ascomycota; Sordariomycetes; Ophiostomatales; Ophiostomataceae. The transcript is spliced from 2 exons. Gene Ontology annotation, biological process: regulation of DNA-templated transcription. The coding region runs from base 1 to 2664 and encodes 887 amino acids.